Messenger RNA from Neospora caninum, 915 nucleotides. Its product is annotated as putative calmodulin. The record is from RefSeq and is a predicted model, not a curated record. Gene Ontology annotation, molecular function: calcium ion binding. Bases 1 to 915 code for a protein of 304 amino acids. The transcript has a single exon. Lineage: Eukaryota; Apicomplexa; Conoidasida; Eucoccidiorida; Sarcocystidae.
AUGACAGACCAAGAGCCGCUGUUACCUCAAGUUGUUGAGGAGGGAGAGGCGCGCUCCGGUUCAGAGCCAGAGGGAGGAGGCUCCGAUGCUACAGCCGAGCCGUCAGGAGUGCGUUAUUCCAGGGCUCAACAAGUCAUUCGACGUGGCACUGUACACGCUAAGGAAGUCGCGAAAAAAGGCUAUGAAAAGUCACGGUCCUUCGUUAUCAAUCAGUACACGAAAUUCAAAGAAGAUCCGAAGAGAGGCCCACGCUUUCUGACGUGGAUCAGUGUGGCGGCGUGCAUCAUCCUCAUUCCUGGGCUUUUUUUCGAUGUUGUUACACUAGCUCUUACUCUCAGUCCUAUGGAUGUACUGGCAGACAUCUACGCCGCGCUCGGGUGCACGCUGCUGCUUAGCGCCGAAUUCGCGAGAGUCAGUGCGCGUUUUGGAGUGCGCUCCAUGAUCCACUUCUACAUUCAGUUCAUCGAAUUCACUGCAGGGAGAGGAGUUGUACAGAUGUUCGUUGCCUCACUCUGUGUGUCAGUGAAGGACCUCCUGAACCUCUUCAAAUUCAUUCCUGGGCUCGCGUUGUUACUCUGCGGUGUGCUGAACGUGAUAUGGGGUCUGUAUUCGGCGUGCAAGCUCAAUACGAUGAUGGCUAAAAUGCGAGAAUAUGACGGAGACGAAUUUCAGUCGAAGACUAUGGCAGAAAAACUCGACUUACUGGAUCGGAAGUUCGAACUGCUUAACAAGAGGGGAGACGGUCUGCUGACUAUUGAUGAUCUUCGGGAGGGCAUCAAGGAAAUGAAUCUAAUGAUUAAUGAGAUUGAGUUGAAGUCUAUAUUUGACGCACUGGAUAAAGACCACGACGGUCUUGUCAGCAAAGAAGACUUUGAGACGUGGUGGCUACGGGAGAAAGGACCCACUUUCCUCUGA